ACACGGUCAGUAGGUGAGCGACCUACCGUAUGGCCGUAUCCAUACGGGGACCGGGAGAACGGUGGACCAAGUCUCUUCUCCUUCAAAACGCCUCCGAAAAAUCUCCCCGUUUCCUCUAAACGCUUCUCCCCUUCCAAUCGAGGAAUUCUUCUGUCGCAGAUUUCGAUAGACCUCUUGGUUUGAGGCCGAGGUUUUCACCGAUUUGGUGCCGAUGCUGGAGGAAGGUCUGGUUUCUAGCUAGACUUGGGCCCAAUCUGGUAGAAAUUUGGAGCAUUUUUGGUCUUUUUACUCGAUUUGAGGCCAGCUGGGGGCAGACGGUGCGACCCUUUUGAUCGAAUCGGCCGUGCAGGGCUUCGAUUCGAGAAUCAUUUAGCUCCGCCUGUCUGAUUCUUCAAUCUUCCUCGCCUGAAUACAAGGCGGUGGUUUCUUGGCUCCAGCCCUACUUGUCCCGGCAAAUCUGAGGUGCUGGGAGAUUUUGCGCAAUAAUUCGGGCGAUUGGGCCUUGGAUGGGGACGGGAUCGAGCCUACUCGGCGCGGACGUGGAGUGGGGCGAGACUUCCCUCGGCGACAUGCCGGAGAGCUGCGUGGCGGCGGUGCUGCUCCACCUUGACCCGCCGGAGAUCUGCCAAGUAGCCUGCCUCAACCGCGCCUUCCGUGGCGCCACCUCUGCUGACUGCGUCUGGGCCGGUAAACUCCCGGCUAACUAUCGCUACCUCGCUGCCCUCGCAGCUGCCGCCGAUGACGAGGGCGAUGGAGACGGCAAUGUCAAACGCUGCUCCCCUUUAUCGAUUAAGAAGGAGAUUUACGCCCGCCUGUGCCGACCUACUCCUUUUGAUGCUGGUACAAAGGAAUUCUGGAUUGAGAAGAAUAAGGGAGGUCUUUGCCUGUCCAUCUCCUCAAAAGCGAUGGCGAUCACCGGUAUAGAUGAUCGAAGAUAUUGGAGCCACCUUGUCACAGAGGAAUCAAGAUUCCAUAGUGUUGCCUAUCUUCAGCAAAUUUGGUGGCUUGAAGUGAGUGGGGAGCUUGAUUUCUGCUUCCCUGCAGGUUCAUACAGCCUGUUUUUCCGUCUUCACCUAGGUCGAGCUCACAGGCGCAUGGGUCGUCGGGUUUGUGGAACCGAGCUCAUCCACGGGUGGGACAUCAGACCCACCAGGUUCCAGCUCUCAACUUCGGAUGAACAGCAGGCUACAUCAGAAUAUUAUCUAGAUGGAGCAGGAAGCUGGAUUCUUUACCACGUCGGUGAUUUUGUUAUAUCAAACUCCGAUGAGCUGAUCAGCCUGAAGUUCUCAAUGAUGCAGAUUGACUGCACCCAUACGAAAGGUGGCUUGUGCGUUGACUCAGUUGUGAUAUAUCCAAAAGGCUACCGGCGUGAGAAGGCAAACAGGGUCUACAUGUGAUUUUGCAUGGUGGUUGUGAUGCUCCAGCAACACGAGGCAAUUCAGAGGAAGAUGGCUAGUCUUUUUCCUGCCCAUUCUUAUCUGAAAGUCCAUGUGCAUAUUUAUUUUGUUUCUUCUUCCUUUCUUUCUGAGAGUUUUGCACGAACGUAAGGUUCUUUUUUCUGUAUUCUUUUUAGUGGUAGUUACACAGGUAGGGAGGUAGGGAAGUUUUAGAAAGAGGUUAACUUGACAUCUUAUUUUUUUGAGUGCACACUAGUGCUAGGCAGUACUAGUCGUCUGUGUUUGGUCCAUCAAUAAGCGGUCAGUGGCAUCUUCAUCUGUAAUUUUUAUCAAUAUAAUGAUAUUUGGCGAGCUGGGUAUUCAUCUUUGUUUGGUCCAGGACUA
This is a messenger RNA of Brachypodium distachyon (stiff brome), 1781 nucleotides long. Its product is annotated as F-box protein PP2-A13. The record is from RefSeq and is a predicted model, not a curated record. NCBI's taxonomy places the organism in Eukaryota, Viridiplantae, Streptophyta, Magnoliopsida, Poales, Poaceae. Gene Ontology annotation, molecular function: protein binding. Bases 507 to 1397 code for a protein of 296 amino acids. The transcript has 3 exons.